CACACGUGCUUUCCUAGUCGUCACCCUGCCAGCCACUGCGAUACCAGGUACAGCGGCUCUGAUGCAACAACAAAGCUGCAUGAUUGAAUUGGUUGGGCAACAAAAAGAACGGGUUGUGCCACGAUGAACUCCACGGUCUCGGAGCGGAGAGCGCAUACCGUGGAGAUGGCUUGGAGUUAAAUUUUUAAGGGUUAACUCCCAACCAGAGCGUAAACAAGACUGCUUCCGACGCUGCUGGUUGUGUUGACGUUGACGAUGGCACUUUCCUUUUUUCGAACGACCGUCUCCAAGCGACAGAGCUAUUAGCAAUAAGACCGCAACUACAAAUAAAGAAACCAUGUUGGCACCCCCCGCAGUAGAAGCAGACGUGAAUGAUGAUGUUCCCUUGGGAGGCAACACCACCAACAACGACGAGAACAACGAUGCCAACAGCAUUCACAACGAUGACCCGCAAUCGGCCGCUCUAGAAGAAGGCGCUGGGGACCUCUCGGAACCCGUUACCCCUGCGGAACAAUCACCCGGAGCUGAUAAGGACGACGACGACGUGACUGUGAUUGUGUUGGACCACAGUCCUGAAGAUGCCAACGGUCAACGAUUGACCAUUGCCUGGACGGGGGAAGCAGGACCUCAGGUAGAAGAACGCCGCCGCCAGAUUAUGCUGCAAGAGCUCCAACGAGUCCAGCGCACAUCGUUCUUGCACUUUUUGAUUCUAUGCUUAAUUCCCACGGUGCUACUCUUCAUCGUGAUCGCGACUGUCAUUAGCGAAGACGAAGAGUGCUUCUCAGAGGCAACUGUCUGUCACAAGGAAGCCAGAAGCUUUAUUAAUGCCUUUACGACUCGAUGCGUCUGUGAAGCUAUUGCCGUUCCCAGGUCAGGAUGAAGAGGACGAUGAAACCAACCUUUUUUGCGCAGUCAGUUCAGGUUUUCAAGUCAAGAAAAGGGUGAUUAUUCCAGCUCAUGAUCAGAAGUCGAAGUUCACGAACAGGAUGUAUUUACUUGUAUUUAUUAGGUCGAUAAGCAUUUCAGCAGCAUAAGAUGCACAUUUUAUUUUCU
Molecule: messenger RNA, 1053 nt
Organism: Seminavis robusta
Lineage: Eukaryota; Bacillariophyta; Bacillariophyceae; Naviculales; Naviculaceae
Source: the annotation of a GenBank genome assembly